This is a messenger RNA of Heteronotia binoei (common prickly gecko), 3911 nucleotides long. RefSeq names its product peroxisomal biogenesis factor 13 (gene PEX13). The coding region runs from base 84 to 1319 and encodes 411 amino acids. The record is from RefSeq and is a predicted model, not a curated record. Gene Ontology annotation, cellular component: peroxisomal membrane; peroxisomal importomer complex; peroxisome. Gene Ontology annotation, biological process: protein import into peroxisome matrix, docking. Gene Ontology annotation, molecular function: protein binding. NCBI's taxonomy places the organism in Eukaryota, Metazoa, Chordata, Lepidosauria, Squamata, Gekkonidae. The transcript is spliced from 4 exons.
AGCGAGAGCGUGGCCUCGAUCAGCCGCAACCAGAGGUAGUCGAUCGAAGGGCUGGACUCGCGGCGGGGGCGUGGGACGGGUCGAUGAACUCGGCGCUCGUUCGAGGAAGCGGAGGUGAAGACGGAGCUCGUCGGAGCCGUUGCGCGAUGAUGGCGGCUAACCAGCCUCCGCCGCCCAAGCCUUGGGAGAAUAGGCGCCUGCCUGCCAAUGUGAUGGCCAAUCAGCUGACUCGACCUGGACAACCCACCCUGACACGAGUGCCCCCUCCUAUUUUGCCAAGGCCAUCUCAACAAGCAGGAAACAAUGGCCUGAAUGCUUUCAGACCAGCUUAUAAUAGCUCUUUUUCUCCAGGCUAUGGGACAUACGGAAAUUCCUUUUAUGGGAGCUACAGCCCUUACAGUUAUGGAUAUGGUGGCUUGAGCUACAAUCGGUUUCGAAUGGAUGACAUUCCUACCAGCAGAUUUGUUCAGCAGGCUGAGGAGAGCAGCCGUGGUGCGUUCCAGUCCAUUGAAAGCAUAGUGCAUGCCUUUGCUUCAGUUAGCAUGAUGAUGGACGCUACGUUUUCUGCUGUCUACAACAGUUUCCGAGCUGUUUUGGAUGUAGCCAAUCACUUCUCCCGACUCAAAAUACAUUUCACAAAGGUGUUUUCAGCUUUUGCAUUAGUCAGAACUAUAAGGUACCUCUACAGGCGUUUACAGAGAUUGCUGGGUAUGAGAAAAAGUUCAGAGGAUGAGGAUUUGUGGGCAGAAAGUGAAGGAACUGUGGCUCGCAUUGGUUCUGAGGACAAGGCUGCUAACUCUGCAAAAUCCUGGCCUAUUUUUCUGUUCUUUGCUGUUGUUCUUGGCGGUCCCUACCUCAUUUGGAAGCUGCUCUCCACCUACAGUGAGGAAGAAACAGUUUCCAGUAACUGGGCAAGUGGAGAAGAUGAUCAUAUUGUUGGGAGAGCAGAGUAUGACUUCAAUACUGUUUCAGAAGAAGAAAUUUCUUUCCGUGCUGGUGAAAUGCUAAAAUUAGCCCCCAAAGAACGGCAACCCAAAAUACGUGGCUGGCUUUUGGCUAGCCGUGAUGGCCAGACAACAGGACUUAUACCAGCUAGUUAUGUCAGGAUACUUGGCAAAAGGAAAGGUACAAGAACCACAGAGUUGGAAAAGAUUACAGAUCAACCAGCGUUUACCAACACAGCUUCAGUUCAAGGAGCUACAGUUGCUGACACAUUAGAAGAGCAAGAAGCUGCCUUUGAGUCUGUGUUUGUGGAAACAAAUAACGGUCCUGCUGCAUCUGAUUCUGCUGGGUUCGGUGGAGACAAACAGGAACUUUGAUACAUCAAAAGUGUUUAUCAAAGAGACUGGAUUGUGCUUACCAGUAAUUUUGUAGGUAGCCAUUCAGUAGUGAUGUAGUGGAACGCUGUUGUUGACCGUAUCCAGGUAAUUUGUUAUUCAAACUGGGAAGAGAUAUAAUGAGCAACAUUAUUGUCCCUAAUGCGCUGUGUGGUUCAUUUAAUGUUGGAUGGCUAGAUUAAGUUAGCUAGUAUCGGUUUAGGAUCUCAGGCUUGGCAAUUUUAGAAUCAAAAAGGCACAGCACCAGGUUCUUCUUGACUCACAGGUUCUUUAGACAGCUCCAUGUUUAAAUUCAUUCCCUCUGUCUGAAGAAUCCCUUUUUAUAUACCGUUGCAGUGGCAUCUGGCAAGAUCAAAUGAAAGGAGGUGCUCUGCAAGCAUCUCUAAGCAUACUAUGAGGAUUUUUCUUCUUAAAAGCAGUUUUUGUUUGGGAGAAUUUCAUAGAAGCAUUGGGCUAACAGUGAGUCAGCUGUUGGGUAGGGGAGGAUUUUAAUGCUUGUACUGAUUGGCUUUGUAUGGAAAUAACUGACCUGACAGAAAACCAACUAAAUUAUAGUUCCAUGCAGAUUGUUCUGCCAAGUCACAUGGUCGUCUUUGCAGAGAUAAAUGUUGUUCUUACUGCAUUUGUCUGAACUUUGAGAAUACCUCCUUUUGUGCUGGUUCAUAUCCCUGUAAAUGGUUUGCCAAGACUGACAUACAAUCAUUCUUUCUCCACUGCUGUUUUCUCUGCCAAGUAAAUCUCACUAAGACUCAAACAUAAUGGCAACAGAUCCACAUGCAUAAAUCCAGAUUUCCAACUGUUAGUAGAAUGGUUGGAACAUGAGCGGUUGGUAAAAUCACAUGUAAAUCUUUUUCUGUGGUUCUUCCUUUAAAAUUGCAAGUGCAUGUUGCCCAGUUUAUCACUUAUCAUUCUGCAGUGAGCCUGUAGUAUUUGCCUAAAACAGUACAGGUUGAAGCCUACAGGUCUGUUCCUCUACAGCAACUCCUUCUGGAGCUAGGAAUUUUUCCUCAUGCAUGAUGCUCUGCUACUUAUGUUAGGGUAAGGCUGCUUAUGGUGAGGAGAGGCAUCACUAUUAGUGGAACAGAUCUGUGUUUUCCAGUAUGAUAUUGGCCCUAAAAGGUGAGGCAAAGUGGCAUGAUUUUUUCUUUUUUUAUAAAUCACAUUUACUGCUAUAUCAAGGCCAUACUGUUCUGAAUAGUUGAGUUAACAACCCAGGUUUAUUUCAGGAAGACUUGAUGAGCUAAUUUCAGGCUGUAUGUAACAGAUGAACUGGUAAAUCUGACCUCUAGCUUUCAAUUGACGUACCUAUUAAUCUUCUCAUAGCUCAUCUUAAACUGAAUGAGAAAAAACUGGGAAGUACUAAUUCUGAUAUGAAGCUGGUAUAAUGAGGUUUUUAAAAAAUCAAAAUGCUUCUGCGGGGCUUCUCAUCCUCAGUUUUCAUUGCGAGACAGCAUUCUGGUAACUUUUAACAUGAAUGAUAAUUCAAAACUGCAUAGUACUCAUUCUGAUACUAAAUUGGUAUAAUGAGGUUGAUUUUUUAAAAUAAAAAUGCUUAUGUAGGGCUUUUAUAGUCAGUUUCCACUGCAAGACAGUUAGCAUUCUGAUAACUUUUAACAGCAUUGCUUCCACUCACUUCUGAGCAAUUUGGUUUUCUGAAAUAAAUUACAGUGCAGGUAGUGAACAGUUUAAAUUAGUUUUGCUGGGGGGAGAUUUGUAAAGGUAGUUUUGCUGGAGGGAGGUUUGUAAAGCUGGCCAGAGUUGUUAAACCUACUAUUGUGCUGAGAUACUAAGAGUAUGGAAUAACAUUAUCUUCCUUUGUUUAAAAAAAAAAAAAGCAGUCUAAUGGCUCCUGGUAGAAAGUGUUGACUUUCCUUGUUCAAUAAGAUUAAAGUCAUUAUGGGACAUGAGAAUGAAAAACUAGCCAAACAAUCUUGAACAAGCAUGCUCAUCAUACACUGACUGUUCGUGUUACUAGAAAUUGAUGACUUUCUGAAGUUGCUUUGUCAGACAUGAAAGGGAAAUUGUGGUGACUGAAAUAUUCUAGGAAAUUGAGGUAAGUAUGUUUAUGUAACUAAUACUUAAGAUUUUAACCGGAGAAGCCUUUCAUUUUCCAGUCUAUUGAAAAUUCAAACAGGGAGACCUCAAAUGUACUUUUGAUUCCAGGUCUUCUCACUUCUCAAGCCCUUCCACUUGUGGUUAUUUUUUCCUCACAAAGUGGACUGAAAAAUAUUUGGUUAGAGGAAAAAACACUAUUAACUAACUUUAAGCUUGCUCCUGGUUGUAGUUACUUGGCAGUAAAUCCUAAUGCACUGGAUGGAAUUUAUUACUUGGUAAAUUUGUUUGGAAUUUCAGUCUUUAUUUUACUUUGUACUUGUUUGACUUUAUUUAACAAAUCACUGUAAGUGUCAUACUAUGCAUACAACAAGAUAAGUAUGCACAGUGAUCUUCGGCUCUAAUCCUUUGUACUGGCUUUAGUGGAACCAGAAUGAAAAUAGUUAAGUUAAAUUUUAUUGAAGGGGUUAUCAUGCAGUUGAAUUAACCUGUAUAAAUCUAUUAAAUUUCACUGAAACUUGA